Messenger RNA from Impatiens glandulifera, 846 nucleotides. RefSeq names its product monodehydroascorbate reductase 4, peroxisomal-like. Gene Ontology annotation, cellular component: cytoplasm. The transcript has a single exon. Gene Ontology annotation, molecular function: flavin adenine dinucleotide binding; oxidoreductase activity, acting on NAD(P)H. The annotation marks the transcript as partial. NCBI's taxonomy places the organism in Eukaryota, Viridiplantae, Streptophyta, Magnoliopsida, Ericales, Balsaminaceae. The record is from RefSeq and is a predicted model, not a curated record.
UUUUUGCAUAAUCUGAACCUACCAUCUACCUUUUUACAGGUUACUGCAGUUAAUCUCCGUGAUGGAAAUACUCUUCCUGCAGAUAUGGUUGUAGUAGGAAUAGGUAUCCGUCCAAACACAUCUCUAUUCGAAGGCCAACUGACUCUAGAAAAAGGAGGAAUCAAGGUAAACGCACAAAUGCAAACCAGUAACACUUCGGUUUAUGCUGUGGGAGAUGUUGCAGCUUUUCCUGUAAAACUUUUCGGUGAAACCCGUCGUCUCGAGCACGUCGAUUUGGCUCGAAAAUCUGCAGAACAUGCUGUUUCUGCCAUAAUGGAACCUAAUAAAACAGGAGAAUUCGAUUACCUUCCGUUCUUCUAUUCCAGAAUCUUCACGUUAUCAUGGCAGUUUUUCGGAGAUAAUAUCGGAGAAGUAGUACAUUUUGGAGAUUUCGAUGAUGGGAAGACCAUAGGUGCUUAUUGGGUUAGUAAAGGUCAGUUGGUUGGUUCUUUCUUAGAAGGUGGAACUAAAGAAGAGUAUGAAGCCAUUGCAAGGGCUACUAGGGCUAAACCUGUUGUUGAAGAUUUAGUUGAGCUUGAGAGUCUAGGUUUGGAUUUUGCUGUUACUUAUGUUAGCCCGACAACACCAAUGGUGUCAUCGGGGACUGAUCUUGAAGGGCCUCCGGUUCUUGUUUUGGAAAAGCCAUUGUACGCGUGGCAUGCAACUGCUAUUUCUCGAGCCAUGACCAUAGCAGUGGCAUACACCUUUGGACCUAAUGGUCGGCCCAGUAACCUUUCGGAAUGGGGGAUCCCCGUUGGCAACAAUAUGCUUCAACUUAAACUGCCACCGUUCCCGUUGGAUAAGUAA